Arachis duranensis is the source of this 1572-nucleotide messenger RNA. RefSeq names its product glucan endo-1,3-beta-glucosidase 5-like. Gene Ontology annotation, biological process: carbohydrate metabolic process. The record is from RefSeq and is a predicted model, not a curated record. Gene Ontology annotation, molecular function: hydrolase activity, hydrolyzing O-glycosyl compounds. The coding region runs from base 153 to 1400 and encodes 415 amino acids. Gene Ontology annotation, cellular component: plasma membrane. NCBI's taxonomy places the organism in Eukaryota, Viridiplantae, Streptophyta, Magnoliopsida, Fabales, Fabaceae. The transcript has 2 exons.
CUGGUGCGGUGGCAGAGACGGGAAUAGGGGUGAACUGGGGGACGGUGUCGUUCCGGAAGCUAAAGCCGACGACGGUGGUUGAUCUGCUGAAAGAUAAUAAGAUUGGGAAGGUGAAGUUGUUCGAGGCAGAGGAGGAGGUGUUGAAGGCACUGAUGGGGAGUGGGAUUGAGAUCAUGCUUGGCAUCCCUAACGAGCAUCUCUCUCUCUUGAGCUCAUCUCCUUCAGCUGCAGACAUGUGGAUUCAGAAGAAUGUUUCUGCUUAUAUGUCCAAGCAUGGCGCUCUUAUCAGGUAUAUUGCUGUUGGAAAUGAGCCAUUCCUGACGAGUUAUAAUGGUGAAUUUCAGAAUUUUGUGAUUCCGGCAAUACAGAAUCUACAAGAGUCCAUAGUGAAAGCAAAUCUAGCUGGCUCUGUAAAACUAGUUGUGCCAUGCAAUGCAGAUGCCUAUGAGUCCACAGUUCCAUCCCAAGGUGCAUUCAGGCCAGAACUGACCCAGAUAAUGACUCAGCUGGUUCAGUUCCUCAACUCAAAUGGAGCCCCAUUCAUUGUUAAUAUCUAUCCAUUUCUCAGCCUCUAUGACAAUGGAGAGUUCCCUCAAGACUAUGCAUUCUUUGAGGGAACAACUCAUCCUGUCAUAGAUGGCCCCAAUGUUUACACCAAUGCCUUUGAUGGCAACUAUGACACUUUGGUUGCAGCUCUCAGUAAACUUGGGUAUGGCCAGAUGCCUAUUGUCAUUGGAGAAAUCGGAUGGCCCUCCGAUGGAGCCAUGGGUGCGAAUAUCACUGCAGCAAGGGUCUUCAAUCAAGGCCUAGUCAAUCAUGUCCUAAGCAACAAAGGGACACCGUUGAGGCCGAAUUCACCGCCUAUGGAUAUUUAUAUCUUUAGCCUGCUGGAUGAAGGAGCAAAGAGCAUACUUCCAGGAAGCUUUGAGAGACACUGGGGGAUAUUCUCUUUUGAUGGAAAACCUAAAUAUCCAUUGAACCUUGGCCUUGGAAACAAGGAGUUGAAGAAUGCAAAGAAUGUUGAGUACCUACCUUCAAGAUGGUGUGUGGCAAGCGCUUCCAGUGAUAUGAAUAAUGUGGCAAACCAUGUGAGAAUGGCAUGCAGUGUUGCAGACUGCACUACUCUAAACUAUGGAGGUUCUUGUAAUGGAAUUGGAGAAAAGGGUAACAUUUCAUACGCCUUUAAUAGUUACUAUCAGCUGCAAAUGCAAGAUGCAAGAAGCUGCAAUUUUGAUGGUCUUGGUGUGGUUACUUCUAGAGACCCUUCAGUUGGGGCUUGUCGUUUUAUUUUGGGAGUUAAGGAUAAAGAUUCUGAUUCAUCUGCUUCUCAGAUAACAACAACAUAUAAAUAUCAUCUCUGCAUUCUGCUGGUAAUUUUAAUUAUCCAAUGGAUUUUUUAAGUCUCAGUGUGGGAAUUUAUCAAUUUAGAGGUUUCAUGAGCAGGUUUUUGAUGGAUGAUGGAUCUGGAAGUAAAAGUAGAAUAGCUGAUGUAAGCAAUUAGAAACAUACCAAACAGCAUUAUUGAUCUGCAGCUCACCAUAUAUUAUUCACUCAAUGUAUAUCAUACAAGAG